Aspergillus welwitschiae is the source of this 477-nucleotide messenger RNA. RefSeq lists its product as uncharacterized. The transcript has a single exon. Bases 1 to 459 code for a protein of 152 amino acids. The record is from RefSeq and is a predicted model, not a curated record. NCBI's taxonomy places the organism in Eukaryota, Fungi, Ascomycota, Eurotiomycetes, Eurotiales, Aspergillaceae.
AUGUUAGGGGCUCUGACACAUGGUACCCUCAAUAAUAACCGACCCUUAUCCUCACCAGCCGGGCAAAUGCGGUCAGCCUGGACCAGCUCAAAGAGGAUAGAAGAUGAACCCCAUCGUCAGCCUACAAGACCGAGUAUCGCUUUUUCAUAUGCUACAACUAGCAUGCGGACAGAGACACAACACUGGUGGUUAAUACAUGACCAAGUUUUCGACGAUGGACUACCAUAUCCCUCAGAGCCACACAUGGUAUUGACCUUUCGUAAUGACCUCCAGCCCAUCGAAGCAAGCACUGUUCGUACUGUGGGAACCUUAUGUCCUAUUCGAUGCUGGAGACGAUUCUCACCCUUUUCUUCUACUGCCUUUAACGAAACACCAAACGCCCAUGCUGCAAUUACUAUUCAGAGCAUUCUCUGUCUUGCACAUCAUACUAGAGGCCUUGCUCAAUCUGGGCAAUAUUGAUUGACCACACAAACCUGU